Entrophospora sp. SA101 is the source of this 636-nucleotide messenger RNA. The record is from the annotation of a GenBank genome assembly. NCBI's taxonomy places the organism in Eukaryota, Fungi, Glomeromycota, Glomeromycetes, Entrophosporales, Entrophosporaceae.
AUGGUUUUUACAAGAAUUAGUUCAUAUGCUCUGUCUAAUACUAAAUUCACAGUGUUCCUUGGUGAAAGAAACCUAAAUCAAGAUGAACAACUAUAUAGAGGUGUAGGACAACUUCAUGAACGUUUUCUAUCAAUGUUUGAAGCACAGCCAACAAGAUCAUUUGGGUUCCCUAUUCUUACAGAUUUUGAUCAAGGAUUUAUUUUGUUUAAAGCAAUAAAAAAUGAUAAUGGUUUGACAUUUUUGAGAUCGGAGAUUGAACAAAUGGAUGUGGGUCGCAUGACUUUAUACUGUCUUUUUAGAGCUCUCCCUUCACAACUUGGUAGUAAUCACCUGUUUAAUAUGCCACCUUUUAUUAGUAUUCAUAAUAUUGCAAUAAAGGAUCUACAUAUCAUAAGAUAUAAUUCAAGAUCAAAACCAAUGAUUCUUAAAGGCAUUAUAGAUUCAUAUGGCAGUGAUAUUGUAGCUAAAAUUGGGAGAAAGGAAAGAUUAACACAUGAAUACAAUGUCUUAAAAUUUAUCAAUGAAAGUAUUUCAAAAGCAGAUCUGCUACCAGAAGAGGCACUUUCCAUUCAUAAUGCUAUAAAAGAUAUAGCCCAAUUUUUAGAGUUAGUUAAAAAUAUAGGUUAUUGUCAUUGA